Molecule: messenger RNA, 1377 nt
Organism: Cordyceps fumosorosea ARSEF 2679
Lineage: Eukaryota; Fungi; Ascomycota; Sordariomycetes; Hypocreales; Cordycipitaceae
Exons: 3
Coding region: 1-1377 (458 amino acids)
Source: RefSeq, a predicted model, not a curated record
AUGGCGAGCGUUCGCCUGCUGCCUAUCCCGAAAGGCACCGUCUCUGUACAGCUUCUGGACCCGCUGCACUAUGAACACUUCCACACGGCACUGUCCAGGCUUUUAUCGACAGACAUCGCAAAGGAGACGCUGUCCCAGUUGAUGGAUGGCUUGCCUCUUUUCGACGUGCUUGUUGACACGGCUGGCGUUAACAACCUCGAAGAUGCACCCAUACUCGAACAUACGCAGCUGUGCCCAGGUGCUGUGGAACUUGCGGAUGAAUUCAUCGCCACGUUCAACGCCAACUUGCUCUUAUUCGAUGCAACUCUCCUGCAAGCUUUUCAGAAUUCCGAGCUCGGCUCAGACCAGUUUUUGUUCCGGUUGCUUGAGCUUCUCGCUCGCGCUGUACACUGCAUCGCAGUCAGCAUCCAGGCCACCGCGCCAAAGUGCCACGUCGGUGAUAUUGAAGCGGCUACAAACUAUCAUGAGCCACCGGCAAUGAUCCCAGUAGGGAGAAAUAUCCGGGCGUACCCGUCACCGCCGCCGCAUGGGAAUCUCUUCUUCCACCGGGGAUACAGAGCCCACGAGCAGUACCCUUAUGGCAAAGCGGACAUGGCCGGGUUCUGGGCUGAGGAUAGAAUAUUUGGUGGUGUUGUCCUCUUCGACAGAGGCGCAUCCGGAACAGAGGCAAACAGUGUUUGGCUCCAUUCCGGUCGAAUGUUCUGGACCAAACGAAUAUGGAAGCCUCUUGACUGGCAACUGCGAUCCAUACACAAGUUCUUUGCUGGCAGCAGUCUAGAGGCCAUCUCCAGCGAGGCUGACGAGCGGGAAAAGAAGCUUUCACCAAAACUACUACGCGAUAUGGGAAAGAAAUGGAAGAUGACGUUUCCCUUCUUCUGCGAGAUCGACAACCUUGAGCGGUACGACGACUGGGACGCAAUAGCAUAUCACAACAUCUACAGAGACCCCUGGGAGCGUCGCAUACCGCCGACGAAACCGAUAAUGUGCACGCAAUCCACGUUUGACUACCCUGAACUGCUCCCUAUGGUGGAGGCCGUUGUUAACGACCCCGCGCCAGCGACCGUUCCGACGGUGGAGGAUCUGUAUUUUCCUCUAUUCCUCACCAACAAAACGGAAGAAGGCUCGGUACAAGCAAGCAUGUCUGCCACGAGCUUGGAAAAGACGACAUCGGAACCCAGUGGGGCUGCAACCGGAGCGCAACCGGACAGCGAUGACUCCAGUAGCCAACAGUCCAGCCGCAGCAGUAGGAACAGCAGCCCGCCGGCAUCGUCUGUCUGGGACAGCCCCAGCCUCAAGGCUGCCUUGCCAGAGCAGCAGCUGAGCACUGAUGCAUCCCGGAAUGCAGACGGCGUGGGGACUGAAUUGACAGAGAAGUAG